AUGCUGAUUUACUAUUUGGUGAGGGGGCUUGGCAGAGUAUAUAAGGGGUUUAUUGAUGACCGUACCAUAAACGUUGCAAUAAAGGAUGCGGAUUUCGAGUCAAGUUUGGAUGAGUUAACGAACAAGGUGGUGUUGCUUUGCCAGCUACGCCACCCUAACCUCACCUGUCUCAUCGGAUAUUGUCUCAAUGAAGACAAGGGGUUCCUUGUCUAUGAAUUUAUUGUCAAUGGAAACCUUGGCGACCGCCUCUCCCGUACUAACCACGAGGAACCCCUCCCGUGGAAACAAAGACUGCGGAUUUGCUUUAGAAUGGUGCUUGGACUGCACUACCUUCACACUGGACUGAAGCAUAAUAUCAUCCACCGUGACAUGAAGCCAAGAAACAUAAUGUUGGACGAGAAAUUGGAGGCCAAGUUGACAGAUUUGGGGUUGUCCAAGUUUGGUCCACCGAGUUUGUCAAAGGUUUUGAUUAGAGUAAAAUCUGAGGUAGUUGGUACUUACGGAUACGCUGAUCCAGAGUUUAUUGCGAUAGGAGAAUUGACUGAUAAAUCUGAUGUAUACUCUUUCGGUGUGGUACUGCUAGAAGUACUCUGUGCCAGAAAAGCAAGAGACAUCAAACUGACAAAAGAACAGAAGUUUCGAGUUACUUGGGGCCGAAAAUGCAUUGAAGAAGGGACUAAUCAGAUAAUUGAUUCAUAUCUGAUGGGGAAGGUAGCUCCAGAGUGUUUCAAGACUUCCGGGAAGAGAGCAAAACAAUCUUUAGUUCUUCCUGAGGGAUUAUGCCAGCAAUUUUCACUCACUGAGAUCAAGAUAGCUACCAAUAACUUCGAUGACGAUUUAGUAAGUGGUCAUGGAGGUUUUGGCAAAAUAUAUAAGGGAUUUGGCCAUGGAGGUUUUGGCAGAAUAUAUAAGGGAUUUAUUGAUGACUGUACCAUAAACGUUGCAAUAAAUCGUCGUAGUUUGAUGUCACGACAAGGCUUCGAAGAGUUUGGGACCGAGGUACUGUUGCUUUGCCAACUACGCCACCCUAACCUUGUCAAUCUCAUCGGAUAUUGUAUUGAAGAACAAGAGAUGAUACUAGUCUACGAGUUCAUAGCCAAUAAAUUCCUCGCGGAACAGCUCCUCUACAGGGACCAUGAUGAUCCCCUCCCGUGGAAACGAAGACUACAGAUUUGCAUUGGGGUGGCGCGUGUACUGCACUACCUUCACACUGGGGUGAAGCAUACUAUCAUCCACCGUGAUGUGAAGUCGAGCAACAUUUUGUUGGACGAGAACUGGGAAGCCAAGUUCUUAGAUUUCGGCUUGUGCAAGAUGUGUCCUCCAAGCUUGUCAAAGGCUUUAAUCAAGGUUGAUUCUGAAGUGAAGGGCACUUUUGGAUACGUAGACCCCGCUUAUUUACGUACAAAUCAGCUGACAGAUAAAUCUAACGUCUACGGUUUGGGUGUGGUACUAUUUGAAGUACUGUGUACGAAAAUAACAGUGGACAUGAAAUUAGAGAGCGAACAGCAUAGUUUGGCAGUCAGGGCUCCAAAAUGCGUAGAAGAUGGGUCCUUUAAUCAGAUGAUUGAUCCGUAUCCGAUAGGCAAGAUAGCUCCAGAGUGUUUUAAGAUAAACGUGUACAUUGCAACUUCUUGCGUCCGAGAAGACAAUAUGGAACGUCCCACGAUUGGUGAAGUGGAGGUAGGCCUUGAACACACACUGGAGCUGCAAGAGUGUGCAGAUGCUGCUAUGAGGAAGGAUGAUUCAAUAUAA
Messenger RNA from Quercus lobata, 1752 nucleotides. Its product is annotated as receptor-like protein kinase FERONIA. Bases 1 to 1752 code for a protein of 583 amino acids. The transcript is spliced from 2 exons. The record is from RefSeq and is a predicted model, not a curated record. NCBI's taxonomy places the organism in Eukaryota, Viridiplantae, Streptophyta, Magnoliopsida, Fagales, Fagaceae. Gene Ontology annotation, cellular component: plasma membrane; plasmodesma. Gene Ontology annotation, molecular function: ATP binding; transmembrane receptor protein tyrosine kinase activity. Gene Ontology annotation, biological process: protein autophosphorylation.